AUGACAAAACCAAAAAUCUACCUAUAUGCCGAGGCGUUAAUGCAUAUCCGUCAGCUCACACUACAUGCCUCCCUCCAGACGGACAAAAACGAACACACUAAAAUAUUCAUCUCGUCAGACAAGCAGAUCAUCACAGCCAUUCACGAUGGUGAAUCCUCUAGCAUCUAUCUUCCUACUCAGAUAUCAGGCACUGCAGAUGUGACUUUUCCUACUGAGAAAAGGACCGAAAUCUCUGCUCGAGUACAGAUUGAUGAUGCCGACCAAUUGAAGGCUGGGUCCGAAGAUCUGGCCGGUGUGGAAGUUCCAUGGUGUGCCACUGACCUAUCGGACACCACGUCUGCCGAAUGCAAGAGUUGCAACAGCAGAAUUCUGGAUGGUGGCAAGAUCACCAUUUGGAAAGAUCUGCCAAGUGAUCACUGGGCAGACUUGAUGGACGUCUGGUUCUGUCACAAGCCUCACAAUGACCACUCUCAUGACCAGCAUGCCGCUGAGGCUAAAGGCUUCUCUGCUAAAAGCAAGAUCACUGCUCAACCGGGCACUGGGUUAGUGGACGCUGUAUCAUUUCUGCUCAAUCAAGCCGAUUGUUCUGGUAUUCAGGAACGAGAUUUGUCCCAUCAGAAUGGCACCACCCUGCAUUGUGCAUCAUGCAAUACUGCCCUCGGUUCUAGCCAAGAAGAUGGCUAUUUCAGGUUGUAUAAAUCAAGAUUAGUACUGAAGACAGUCCAAGGCCUAGAACCGCAGAAAUUCCCUCCAUCUGUGUUUAUCUGUAGCCAAUUGCUGUCCUUGAUUGAGAGUACAGUCAGUCGCAAGAUUGUGCUUCACAGCGAAACUCAGAUGGAGAGGGAAACUGGAGGCGGUUCCGGAGGGCUCAUCCUCUGGAUUUUCAAUCCAGACCUUUACUAUUCGAGUUCGAGUCGGGGACCUACCGUUCACCGUGCAAUGAAGGUCUUUUACAAAUCUCUUCUGGAAAUUGGAGAAUUCUUAGACGAAAACUCCAAUACCCACGAAGAGCUAACCGUACCACCAGAAGAUUUGGAGGAUUUCAAGAAGACGUUACAUGAUAGUACCACAAUUCUCCCACAAUCUGCAAGGUCGUUUCAGGAUUGGGGAGUUGGUCUAAUUGAUCGAUGGGAGAAGAACGCGACUGGUGCUUCAUGGAUGGACAAGAACCCACUCAACAAAAAAGUGGAUCCAGGAUUCGAAGCUUUCAAACUCCCCGAAGGCAUGCAAGAGCUCUACUUGUGA
Exophiala bonariae is the source of this 1245-nucleotide messenger RNA. RefSeq lists its product as uncharacterized. Gene Ontology annotation, biological process: protein monoubiquitination; protein polyubiquitination; protein autoubiquitination. Gene Ontology annotation, molecular function: ubiquitin conjugating enzyme binding; ubiquitin protein ligase activity; cyclin binding. The transcript has 2 exons. The record is from RefSeq and is a predicted model, not a curated record. The coding region runs from base 1 to 1245 and encodes 414 amino acids. Lineage: Eukaryota; Fungi; Ascomycota; Eurotiomycetes; Chaetothyriales; Herpotrichiellaceae. Gene Ontology annotation, cellular component: ubiquitin ligase complex; cytosol; nucleus.